Somion occarium is the source of this 1275-nucleotide messenger RNA. The record is from the annotation of a GenBank genome assembly. Lineage: Eukaryota; Fungi; Basidiomycota; Agaricomycetes; Polyporales; Cerrenaceae.
GCAGGUUUAGUUAGUGCAUAUUCUCUCCCCACGUUCUCUGCUAUAUCGCGACACCAUGGCAGCUAACGGUUCUGGAGGAGCGCAUCCUGUUCGCACAUUGAAGCCAGGAAUUUACGCUCCUAUCCCUACUUUCUUCUUACCUGACUGUGAAGACCUUGACUUGCCGUCCUUCCAGACGCAUGUCAUCCGUGUGGCGAAGGCAGGCGUGGGCCCUCUUCUUGCAGGGUCCUUAGGGGAAGCACACCACCUCAGCCACGCAGAGAGAACUACCUUGAUUACGACGGCUCGCAAAGCACUGGAUGCAGAAGGUCUGACCCAUGUACCUAUAAUCGCGGGCACUGGUGUUGGAAGCACACGUGAGACCAUUGAGCUUUCGAAGCAAGCCGCCAAAGAUGGUGCAGAUGCUGCAAUUGUCAUCGCUUCUGGAUAUUUUGCUGGUGUAUUGGCUGGCAAUAAGAAGGCGCUCAAGCAAUUCUGGGCGGACGUUGCAGAAGCAAGUCCGAUCCCUGUUAUCAUCUAUAACUUCCCGGGAUCGUGUGGUGGCAUCGACUUGGACUCGGAGCUCAUCACCGAGUUGGCUACAGAAUACCCUAAUCUCGUCGGAACGAAGCUUACGUGUGGUAACGUUGGGAAAUUGACACGGAUUGCUGCCACUGUCAGCCAACCUUUAUUCGUCUCGUCACAUCCACGCAAAGACUCAGAUGAACCCUUCCUUGUCCUCGGUGGCUACGUAGACUUCCUCGUCCCCUCUAUAUUUGCCAAUGCGCACGGCGCUAUCACCGGGUUGGCGAACGUCGCUCCUUAUACUCUUGCCAAAUUGUUUGAGCUUGCGGUUGCAAGUCUGAAGGACCGAGAGGUCCUUCCAGAAGCUCAACGCAUUCAGGGCAUUGUUGCUGAAGCAGAUCAUACUAUUGCCAAAGCUUCAAUCGCUGGAACGAAAGCUUUGCUUGAGCGACUCUACGGUUAUGGCGGCAACCCUCGGAGGCCUUUGCCUCCCAUCGAACCACAGGCGGCGCAGGCGUUGUGGGAUCACCCUCAUACCCAGGCCCUCGUGAAGUUGGAGCGCGAAUUCAGCGGAAAACGUCAGUGAGUUGUUGUCGAAUUAUGUGAUACCAUUACUUAUUCGCUCAUCUAUUCAGUCCAUGUAGACAGGGCUUGAAAUUGCACUAUGCUGUACAGGCUGAGGAGUUGUAGUCUAGUAGAUAUGAGUAUGUGAUGGGUUGUGUAUAUAUGGGUCAUAUACUCGUGAAUGAAAUCUGAAAGCUUUCGGUGAUC